This is a messenger RNA of Prorocentrum cordatum, 269 nucleotides long. Lineage: Eukaryota; Dinophyceae; Prorocentrales; Prorocentraceae. The record is from the annotation of a GenBank genome assembly.
GCUUCUGGUUUCUGUCGUUUCCUGAAGAAGCGCAAGCUGCGGAAUGGCAACGGCGAGGUGUUGAUGGAUGUGUUUUCCAAUCGUUUGGUCAAGCUCCUCGAGGGCCUGCUGCAAGUGAGACCAGAGAAGCGGCUGACCCUCGGGCAGUCCUGCUGGGCGAACGACUGCGAAGCGGACGUGGAGCGCCCGUCCGUGUGGCAGCAGAGGUGGUUGACGUCCUCGCUGGCAAAGCCGAUCAAGUCGCCGAGGCGUCGUCCCGACGAGUGGAC